AUGUCAGAAUCAAUUUUGGAAGUUGCACCUAUUCAAAUUACAGUAGGCCCUUCUACUACUAGAGAGGAGCAUCAUGUAAUAUAUAAACAAGUGGACGCAGCAGAGCAAUUACAACAACAACAGGCAAUCGAUGAUUCAAAGAGAGUUUCAAAUACAUAUGUUUCACCUCCAUCUUCACCUUCACAAGAAUCUAUUCGAUCAUUAAAAACAAAGGAUUGUAAUGUUAUUAUAAAAGUUUUUGAGGCAAGAGCUUUACCAGAAGCCAGAACAAGAAAAAAGGAUCCAAAGAAUAACAAGAGUUUCAAGAGAGCACAAAGCUUAUUGUCAGAGAUUUCAUCACCUAAUCUUAUGACUUUUUCCGAUACAACCGAUCCAUUUUGUCUCGUUCAAAUCGAUAAACAAAGACAAAGAACUAGAACCAUCCCCAAAAAAUUAAAUCCCUUUUGGUGUGAAGAAUUUACAAUGGAAGUAGUUGAUGUUAAUACAGAUAAAAUAUUUGUUACAGUUAUCGAUGAGAAAAAAUAUACAAAUGAUGAUCAUAUUGGAAAGUUGAUGAUUCCACUCAAUACUUUAAAGGAUCAAAAGGAACGUGAAAUGUGGUUCCCUCUUCAAUCACCAUUGUCAACCAAAAAAGUACCACAAGUUCAAAUAUUAUUUACAUUUAAACCAAUCUCUCUUACUGAUCCAAAUACUCCUGGUUUACUUUGUUGGAAAAUGAUGUGUGGAAGAAAUUUAGGAGGAUCAUCAAAUGUAGUUGGACAAGAUAAUAAUACACCAUUUGUAAAUUGGAGUGUAAGAUCGAAAAAGGGUGAAACCAUUAUCGAAGAAGAAAAUAUUAGUUGGUAUACGGCAGUUGUCAAGGGUGUUGAGCGAGAGCUAACAGAAUCGAUUGACUGUGUCCAAUUUACAUUGUGGAAAUAUGAAGCCAAGCAAUCAUUGCUCGAGACUGCACCAUUGUCUGCUCGCAGUCGCUCCACUUCUGGUGUUAUCACCGAUAGUUCACAACAACAACUCACAAAAUCACCAGAAUUAAAAUCACGUUCACACUCAUCGGCUGCCAACAAUCCACCAGAGCGUCUUCUCACCUCUGCACUUUCACAGAGCAGCAUCCAAACCACGUCGGGGUCGUCUAGCAUGAGCAGCGGCACCGCCCCCAUUCUUUCCCAAUCGACAUCACAACCCACCCUCUCCACCAACACGGCCGCCGCCGCACCAAACCAUCACCAUCUGAUCCCACUCCCCAAAAAUCAGUCGGAGCGAUUUGGAGACGUACGUCUCAAGCUAAAGUACACCGAAGAGGUUGUACUUCCAUUAGAGUCGUACCAACCUCUGCUCAGCCACUUGCAACAAGAGGAUAUGAGUGCAGUGCACAUCCUCGGCAACAUCACCAAGCAGCGUGAGGCAGUUGCCAACAAUUUGAUCCGUGUGUUUGAAAAGACGGGUCAUUGUCUCAGUCUGCUCAAGAGUCUUACCGAGCACGAGAUUGACACGACCGACAACCCCGACAUUAUCUUCCGUGGCAAUUCACUCGCCACCAAGAGCGUCGACCUGUACAUGAAGCUCAUCGGGCUGCCCUACCUUGCCAACACGAUCGGUCCCCUCAUCAAAAAGAUAUACGUUUCGAAAAAGUCAUGCGAGAUUGACCCCACCAAGUUGGAAAAGGGCGAAGACGCCAAAAAGAAUGCCAAGAAUCUGCUGUCGUGGGUCAAAAAGAUGGUGUCGGCCAUCCUCGCCUCGGCCGACCAAUGUCCGGGUCCGUUGCGCGAGAUCUUCCUCGCCAUCCAGACCAAGGUCAAGCAGCGCUACGCCGUCGACCACAUCACCCAAUACACAGCUGUCAGUGGUUUUAUUUUCCUUCGUUUCUUUUGUCCGUCGAUUCUGGCACCCAAGCUUUUUGACUUGAUGCCAGACCAUCCGGGCAUAAAGACCACACGUUCACUGAUCCUCAUUGCCAAGACACUACAGAACCUUGCCAACUUGGUCGAGUUGGGUGUCGACUACAAAGAAGACUUUAUGCGCGACAUGAACAGAUAUGUCAUGGACAAUAUGGAUGGCAUGAAAACAUUUAUCAAUUCCCUUGCGACAGUACCUGCCACCUGUCCGCCAGGUCAACUCUUAAAUCCAAUCAACCUCGAAAAGGAAUUGGCUUGCUUGUAUAGACAUUUAAUUAAACAAAAAGAUGAAAUGUUGUCCGAUGUUAGAGAAAGAAAUAAUCCAACCGAAAUUCAAUCAAUGUUGGUUUUGGAUACAAUUCUCGAAAAAUUAGAAAAACAAGUUCAAUAUGCUUCAACUUUGUAA
Molecule: messenger RNA, 2298 nt
Organism: Cavenderia fasciculata
Lineage: Eukaryota; Evosea; Eumycetozoa; Acytosteliales; Cavenderiaceae
Gene: ngap
Product: RasGTPase-activating protein
Exons: 6
Coding region: 1-2298 (765 amino acids)
Biological process (GO): regulation of GTPase activity
Source: RefSeq, a predicted model, not a curated record